ACAGUCCCACUGUGCAAUCGUCGACAGCUGUUAGCGCACUCUAGCGGAAAAACAGUGAACUACGCAAGCGUCAACACACCAGGUUAGCUCAAUCGGCAUUGUUUACAUACAUUUUCACAUCCAAUUACUUUGUGUGCUGUUGUUCGGUGCGGAGAAUCAUAUUUCCGCCGUUUCUUUUGGUGAAAGUGAACAAAACAAGGGGUGCAGCGGUACGAAACCAAGCCAGUUUCCCGAUUCCGAGGGUGGGCCAUUGUGAUGGCUGCGGGAUGCAGCAAAAAGUUCACCUCCAAGUACGAGGAAGAGCUGUACUACGAUGUGGAGUAUGAGGAGUUUUGCAAAACCUUUGAAUUUUCCAACUCAUCGACCUGUUGGAUCUGCAACGGAUACUACGGACCGAACUACGAGGAACCACUGUGCGGUACGUGCCAUUCGUUCAUCUUCCCCAACCAUCCACAAGACGAAGCCGAAGGGCUGGCGACCGAAGUAUCAGACGAUGAAGAUUCCGGCAAUGAUGAGCCACCGGAAAAUGGGUCGGAAGCAAAGGACCGUUCUGAUGGCGAUCCGGACGACUAUGACCAUUUGGAUAGACCCCGUCCAUCGGCACCACGGAAUGUAAAUCAGUAUCUCGAGAUGCUUUCGCAGCCGCGCGAAACGGACGAAUCGGAGCGACAGAUCUGUGCCCUGCCCGUUGAGGUGCUGCUGUCGAUAUUUUCCUACCUUGACGACCUGUCCCUGUGGAACGCGAGCGAGGUGUGCAAGCAGUGGAAGCGAAUACUGGAGGUGCACAUUCCGCAGCAGAUGUGGAGAAAGUACACCAAGGAACGUUGGCCACUAUUUCAGCAGAUUUCAACCAUUCCGAACUGGCUGCAUAUGUACGGUGCACUGAUGAACUCAUGCUUCUGUCGCACCUGUUUGAUACAGAUGGCGCACAAAGCGCCGAUGCGUGGCCGGGUAAACCAUAUCCGCGCGAACCGGCUACGCAACGACAUUCGGUCGCUCGAUCUCGAUGCGACGGAAGGUAUCGAUGCGGUCGCACUGGACAAUCAGCUGUUUCACUGGCAGGCAUCGAUACUGGGACCGGCCGGCAGUCCGUACGAGGGUGGCAAGUUUUUCCUGUACAUCGUGAUACCCUGCUCGUACCCGAUGCUGCCGCCGCAGGUUCGGUUUCUCACGAAAAUUGUUCACCCGAACGUGUCCCGGCACGGGGACGUUGGAAUUGACAUCAUACAGCACAACUGGUCGCUGGCGCUAACCAUCUCCAAGCUGCUGCUGUCCGUGCAGAGUCUGCUGACGGAUCCAUUUACACAGAUUUGUAUGGAACCGGAGCUGGGCCGGAUGUAUGAGAAUGAUAGACCAAAGUUUGAAGCUCUCGCACGUCGCUGGACGUGGAAGUAUGCCAUGUACGAAGUGUUACCACCGGUGGAGGGUCUCAUAUAGACACGCGGCAAACAACCAGUUCCAAAUGCGCCCCCUCCCAUGUAGACUGGGUGCUGCGUACGGAAUUGCUCCCUGUGUCUAGACUACCACCCAUCACUAGCGAUACCGUUGUACAUUUGUAUACCCAACGCUAACUGUAACUGUAGGUUUAUUUUAAAUAGUCUUUACGUGGCGUGUGCUUUACUGUAAUUUCCUAUUAGUGUUGCUUUCGAUGUGAUCAUUCAGAGGUAUGUUUCUGAACCAAAAGAUAAUAUUGUGCAAGACUUGUGUACGGUGGGUAGUGAUCGUUUUCCCGUUUACCUCACACACAUAUAUCCGUGAAAGGGACAUGCAUGUCCACCCGAGAUCUUUGCCGUACCGAUUUCACAGACUGCUCAAAUCCUUAGCAAGCAUUGUGUUUCCAUUUCAAAUCCAUGACAUAAGGCGUAGCACGUGGGUCCAAGGAUUAGCACAAAGGGAACACAGUAACACGUACGGAAGAUAACUUCGUAGAAAUAAGUAGCGAGCUAUUCCUGAGCUUCAAACGAGCCUAUUUUGAGAUAGGCUCUUGUGUAUUGUGCAGCUGCGGGUUUUUUGGCUGCCAAACGUCAAUAUACGGGAGAAGACGAUCUUCGAGCAAGCCGUACACCGAUGGCCAAACGUAGGACGCGGCUGCUACAGCAUAAACCGUGCGCGUUAGUGUGCGCAUUUUUCGAUAAUAAAUACAAUUUAAUGAGAUGGUUUUGCUCCCCUCCCCUGCAAGUAGGAACUGCGUUGGCCGCUUCGGUA
This is a messenger RNA of Anopheles stephensi (Asian malaria mosquito), 2205 nucleotides long. RefSeq lists its product as uncharacterized. Gene Ontology annotation, cellular component: nucleus. Lineage: Eukaryota; Metazoa; Arthropoda; Insecta; Diptera; Culicidae. Gene Ontology annotation, biological process: protein polyubiquitination. Gene Ontology annotation, molecular function: protein binding. Bases 256 to 1437 code for a protein of 393 amino acids. The record is from RefSeq and is a predicted model, not a curated record. The transcript has 4 exons.